Molecule: messenger RNA, 2160 nt
Organism: Acytostelium subglobosum LB1
Lineage: Eukaryota; Evosea; Eumycetozoa; Acytosteliales; Acytosteliaceae
Exons: 3
Biological process (GO): small GTPase-mediated signal transduction
Cellular component (GO): cytoplasm
Molecular function (GO): GTPase activator activity
Source: RefSeq, a predicted model, not a curated record
UCACUCAAAGAAAGAGAUAAUAUGAAAAAGAUAAAUAAGGUGGUCGGAGAGGCCAAGGUAUCGGUCAGGGAGAAGAUGGGUAAACGUGACUCGUUGGUAGAGUUACCGGAUUAUAGGAUAAAGACAAAGUCACUGGAGGACAUUAGGAAUAAUAUAAAGGAUUUCAGUGGUCGUCUGGCAAAGCAGUCGAGGGCACAUCAAGCAUUGAUCACUGACAACUGCUCGCUGGCCGAUUGUUUCAGUGAGUGUGGCAAUCAACUACUGCAAGAAGAGGGUCACACCUCGUCCAGCGCUGCAAUCCUCGGUCCAACCUUCACUAUCCUAGGUGACAUGCACAAUCAGUUUGAGAUCCUUCGAACAACCUUGGCAAAGGGUAGAUAUGAGAAGGCAAGGAUAUCACUGGAUGCCUCAACAGAAACUUAUAAGACAUUGAAGAGACGUAAUCUGGCGACGGCCGAGAGGAUCCAGGAAGCGGAGCAGGACUUCCAGAUCGCCAAUCAACAAUUCUCAGACAUUGCCAUGGAGUCAUUGUUCAUUUUCGAGGACAUCAUUGAUAAGGUCACCAUCGAGAGUGUCGACACGGUCUACGACUACAUCAAGGUCUACGAGGACUACUUUGCCAAGAGUUUGGACAUUGUCCGUGCGAUCUUGCCAAAUAUCGAGCGACAAAAGUUGUCCACUGCCAAGCUCAGGACGGCCAUUGUCGAGAAGAAGAAGAAGAGGGUCGAAGAGAUCACAAACAACAACAACAUGAAACGUCAAGUGCUCAAGACUUCAUCAUCAGGUGCAUUCACUUCGCCAGAAGUCGCGACUUCCUCCACAUCAUCUUCAUCAUCGCCUGCGACUCAAUUCUUUGGCAUAUCACUCGAGACACUUCAGGAGCGAGACAAGGUGGAGGUGCCAAACAUUGUUUACAAAGCUGUGCAGUACUUGGAGCGUCCACACGCGCUGGCCACAGAGGGCCUUUUCAGAGUGUCGGCAAACCAGAGACACUUCAACGAGAUGAAGGAGGCCAUCAACAAUGGCUCGAGGAAGGACUUUGAAGGCAUCGAGGAUCCACACAUGGUCACAUCAUUCAUCAAGUGCUUCCUUCGAGAGUUGCCAACACCACUGCUAACCUACGAUCUGUUCAAGCCUCUGGUGCAGCCAGUGGUCGAUUCAAUUGGCGAUGAGAAGAACAUGAUAGUUGUGAACAAGUUGGCAUCAAUCCUCAAGACGCUGCCACGCCGCAAUCAAACACUCUGCAAGAUCAUACUGGGUAUGCUGUCCAACAUUUCGGCCAACAAGCAGAGCAACAAGAUGACGUCGAGCAACCUGGCUGUAGUAUUGGCUCCCAACAUGCUCUAUCCCCUCCAGUUGGACAUCGAAUCCAUCACCGAGGCCAAUGCCACCAUCGAGUAUAUGAUCAGGAACUAUCAAUUGUUAUACAGUGGCGAGUCUGUUGAGGCACCAGAGACACCGCCAAGACUAAACAGACAGAGUGUACUAUUGUUACAACAUCAACUACAACUUCAACAACAUCAACAACGUCCAAAGGCAGGCCCGACCUCACCAACAUCGACCACCUCCUCGACAACUGCAUCUACUACAGCUGCCAGCGAUAAUUGGAGAAAGAGUGUUGUACCGCCAACACUACCAGCCAAGCCAUCAUUGAACAGAUACUCAAUGAUAUCAACGUCUACGCCACAACUUGGUUCAAACUACAACAACAAGGCCACAUCACCUCCACUUUCACCUCCAUCACUUCCACCCAAACCACUGUCCAACUCAGGAUCCAAUAUACCACCUCCACAAUCAAGCAAUGACCAAUCAUCCAACAGGAACAGCAUCAAUCUCAGUAGUAAUAGUAUAAGCAAUAAUAGAAGGAGUGUUGCAGCUCCAUUACCACCAAUACCAACAUCACCAUCAUCAUCAACUACGACAACAACACCAACAACACCAACAUUACCAACCAAACCAAACAGCAAUAGCAAUAACUCAUCAUCAUCAUCAGCACGUAAACGACCACAAGCCAUCAAGAUAUCACCGUUGACCACCACUACACUGACAUCACCUGAUGGCACCACCGCCAAGUACAACCUGUUGGACGACACAUUUUCAUUCUCCGACACUAGCGGCAAACAAACAGCUGGUGUCUCUCCAGACGACGACCUCAUCCAU